Lates calcarifer (barramundi perch) is the source of this 9330-nucleotide messenger RNA. RefSeq names its product cytochrome P450 1B1 (gene cyp1b1). Gene Ontology annotation, molecular function: oxidoreductase activity, acting on paired donors, with incorporation or reduction of molecular oxygen, reduced flavin or flavoprotein as one donor, and incorporation of one atom of oxygen; steroid 17-alpha-monooxygenase activity; heme binding. NCBI's taxonomy places the organism in Eukaryota, Metazoa, Chordata, Actinopteri, Centropomidae. Bases 1808 to 3487 code for a protein of 559 amino acids. The transcript has 3 exons. The record is from RefSeq and is a predicted model, not a curated record. Gene Ontology annotation, biological process: hormone biosynthetic process; progesterone metabolic process.
GAAAAUGUUGGAAUACACAGGUUUUAUUUAGAUUUAUUAUAAAUUAUACGACUGUUUUUAAACAUAAUAAUGAAGCAGGAGAGUCUAACACAGACUUACAAAACAUGAGUAUUAUUAUUUUUUCACCCUGUACUCUGCAAACCACCUGGACUAUAUCAGAACUUUAUUAUAACCUGUUUCAAAAUAUCAUAAACAGAUUUAAAGCUCAGAAUUUCCUGGAGGUUGUGAUGGUUUGAGGGAAAUUCAGAUCUUGUAAGGAGCAGUAAAGUCUGUGUUUCUGUGAAUAUGUAUAUGUAUAUAUAUAUAUAAAAAACACAAGUGGAGAUAAAUCCGUUAGUUUCUGGAGGAGCAGCUGCGGGUCAGAGGGCAUCAUCCCCGGGUUCAUCUGAGCCGCUGUCCGCGGUGCUGAAGCUGGAGCCCCCGGUCCGCAUCACAGCCAAACCGGACCGGACCGAAGCUACGGGACCCGAGCAGAGGACUGGGAUCCACAUAUGAUUUAAUCAAACACACGUCCGAACAACUGAACGGUUUAAAAGGCGCUUUUUCUAAAAGGAUGAGGCCGAGCUGGAGCCGCGAUUCAGGCUCUGAGGGUCAAACCUGCAGCGCACAGACGAACAGGUAUUAUAUUAACAAUGAUUAUUAUGACGUCCUGACCAGGAGCUUCAGAGAUAAUAAACAGGUGAGGGUCAGAGGAGCCUCGGAUGUUCGUUAAUUAAGGGGAAUUAAUGAACCAGACCGCGGGGUUCGCCUCCUCCUGGUGGCUCGACGGGAAAGCGCACCUUCAGUUUCUAAUUCAAUCCAAAUACCCUCAGAGGAAAUCACGGCAGAGAGCAGGUGAAUUCAAAUCUGCAAAGAAUCAAACUAAAUAAAUAAAAUACAGGUGUGUACAGGUGUGUACAGGAGGAGGCUGUGUUUACAAUUACAGCUAAGAGUUUUAUUUCCACCACUGCAGCGUGCGCACAUUUCACACCUUCAUCCAGGCUACUCAGAAAUAAAAAGGAGAAUUAUGCCUUUACAUUUACAGCUUGAUAAUGACAUAGCCUAUAGCUUGUUUUUUUUAUUGUAAAGAGAGACGUCAGAUCUGCGUCAGAGCAGCAAUUACACCUGGAUGUUUACACGAGAUAUCAUUUAUUUUAAAGGGUCUGAACUCUGCUGACUCUGUUGUCGGGUAUUACCUCCCCUCAGGCGGCGACACACGUUGUUACAAGCUCCAUAAAAAGAAUGACAACAAUCUCCAGGCUGAUACAGCGCAGAAGAAGUCAAUUCAAUUAUUAUUGUUAUUAUUAUUAUUGUUAUUUGUUACUGUUUUAACAGCAUGCGCAUGAGCUGAUAAUCCAUAAUAAUUAAUAUUCUAUUUAUAAUGUAUAAAGUGAAUUUUAAUAAUCAGGACUGAAUCUGUUUUUCUGUUUAUUAUAAAACAUCUGAAGUGGUUUAAAGUUUAUUUAAAAACUUUAAAUAAACUUUACGCGCUGCCGUUUACAAUAACGCCUGUUGCCUGUAAAUAGGCUGAGGGAGGGAGGAGGGAGGGAGGAGAUGGGGGGAGUGUGGGGGUGACACCCUUUGCAACAAACCUGCCCACUGUUAACCGAGCACUGAUGCUGCGCCUGUUCAGGAGGGGGAGGAGGAGGAUCGUCUUGUGGAUGCACGACAGGCUGCAGGUUUCCUCGAUGGAGGAUCUGCUGUUGAGGGAGGAUUUCUUCAGACUGAUGAUCUGACCCCCCCUCCCCUCCCCUCCCUCACAGCUUAUUAAAGAUGUAGUCUGUGCGUUCAGAUCACCGGCAUCCCGCCUCACACCUCAUAUUUUUGGAUGAACUGUGAAAAGUUGUGUUCUUUUCCAGGCGAACGAAGAGGCAUGAGUAGGACCCCCAUCAUGGAUGCGACCCUGGAGAGGACCAACCAAGCGACUCCCAGAGCUCUGUUACUGGCAUGUGUGACCCUGCUGUUCUCCCUCCACCUGUGGCGGUGGCUCCGGCAGAGGUCGGUCCCCUCCCCGCCCGGUCCCCUCGCCUGGCCGGUCAUCGGGAACGCGGCGCAGCUCGGCAGCGCACCGCACUUGUACUUUGCGCGCAUGGCGAAGAAAUACGGCAACGUGUUCCAGAUCAAACUGGGCUGCCGGACCGUGGUGGUGCUGAACGGGGACUCCAUCAGGCAGGCGCUGAUCAAGCAGGGACCGGAGUUCGCCGGGAGACCGGACUUCACCUCCUUCCAGUACAUCUCCAACGGGGACAGCCUCGCGUUUGGCACCGCGACGGAGUGGUGGAAGGUGCACCGCAGGGUGGCCCACUCCACCGUGCGCAUGUUCUCCACCGGGAACCCGCAAACCAAAAAGACCUUUGAGCAUCACGUCCUGAGCGAGGUCAAGGAGCUGCUGCAGCUGUGCGUGCGCAAAACGAAGGAGCACAGGUAUUUCCAGCCCAUGACUUAUCUGGUGGUGUCCACGGCGAACAUAAUGAGCGCGGUGUGCUUCGGGAAGAGGUACUCGUACGAGGACGAGGAGUUCCGGCAGGUGGUGGGCAGGAACGACCAGUUCACCCAGACGGUCGGGGCAGGGAGCAUAGUGGACGUGAUGCCCUGGCUCCAGUACUUCCCCAACCCCAUCAACACCCUGUUUGACAACUUCAAGAGGCUCAACCUGGAGUUUGGUAUGUUCAUCCGAGAUAAAGUGAUCGAGCACAGGAAAACCAUCCAGUCCAGCACCAUCCGGGACAUGACUGAUGCUUUUAUAGUGGCGCUGGACCAACUGAGGGACAAGACAGGGGUUUCAGAGGGGAAAGACUAUGUGACCCCCACUGUUGGGGACAUAUUUGGAGCAAGUCAAGACACAUUAUCGACCGCGCUGCAGUGGAUCAUCCUCAUACUGGUCAAGUAUCCUGAGAUGCAGAUGCGCCUCCAGCAGGAGGUGGACAAGGUGGUGGACCGCAGUCGACUCCCCUCCAUCGAGGACCAGCCUCAGCUGCCCUACGUCAUGGCUUUCAUCUACGAGGUGAUGCGGUUCACAAGCUUCGUCCCUCUCACCAUCCCCCACUCCACCACCACCGACACCUCCAUCAUGGGCUACACCGUACCAAAGAACACCGUCAUCUUCAUCAACCAGUGGUCCAUCAACCACGACCCGGCCACGUGGUCCCAGCCGGAGACCUUCAACCCCCUGCGUUUCCUGGACCAGACCGGAGCUCUGAACAAAGACCUGACCAGCCGCGUGCUCAUCUUCUCGCUGGGGAAGCGGCGCUGCAUCGGCGAGGAGCUGUCCAAGCUCCAGCUCUUCCUGUUCACGGCCCUCAUCGCGCACCAGUGCAACGUCACCGCCGACCCGGCCCGGCUGACCAAGCUGGACUACGACUACGGUCUGACCCUGAAACCUCACGCCUUCUCCAUCGCCGUGUCCCUGCGUGAAGACAUGACGCUGCUGGAGGCGGCUACGAGGCCGGUCCUGGAUGAGGAGGUCCGGGACGAACCCUCAUCAGACUCACAAACAAACACUGAAUAAAACAUAAACUAUGACACGCAGAAAAAUGAAGGCAAAAACACAAAAGACUCACGAACUACAGCUCAUGUUUGUGGGCUAAAAACUAUAUUUAUAAGCUGAAAUCUCAGGCUAAAUUCUUCUCUUUUACACGCUGUUUUAAUUCUUAACACGAUUAAACAGUUGUGAUGACUGGUUGCUGACUUAUUUUUAAGUAUUAAAGUCCAGACAGAAAAAAAGACAUGGCACCAGCAGUUCACCUGGGGUGAAUCAUCAAGGUGGAGGACUGCGCUGCACAUCACCGGCCUCAAACAGACCUCAGCACAGGCGACGCUGUGGUUACAGGAGUUACAGUCCUAAAUAGCUGCUGUAAUACAACCUUGUUAUGUCAGUGAGAAACUGCAGAAGAAUUUAUUACGUAUGUUAUGUUGUUUUCUAUCAACAUUUUUGCUGUUUAAACAAAAAAACUAAACAAAAACAAUCUGUUACACAUCAGCAAGAAAUCAGAAAUCCCUCUAAUUUACCACCAUUUUAUCUUUUUUUUUUUCCUAAUAAGGGUCCAAGCUCCUUUUGAUGUCGUACAAAACUUCUCAAAACGUUCAGAAAUAAUGUGAUAUUUGAAGGUAAACAAUCAAAACUGGAGUUACAAAACAUAAUGUGCCAAUAGUUUGCAUGAACAGUUGAAUAAGCUCAUGGAGUUCUUCAGCAUUUAAAGGAUAACAGUAUUUUUUUUUAACCUGGGUCUAAUUUUCUCAUGUUUCUGGAUGUAGAUGAUGGAUAAGGGCCAGAAAUCUUCCAUCCAUGUUAAUGUACGUCCACUAAAGUUCUUGUUUUUGCCACAGACAGGCUCAGAUUGUUAUUAUAAGUGUCUGACAACAUUAUGAACAGGAUUCCUACAGAGACAGAGCUUUUUAUUUUCUUUAACCAGAAACAUCACUAAAUAUCAAUACCAGACUCCAUUGACAAAAACACUAAUUUUACCGAGCAGAACACAGGAGCUGCUGGAAUACCACUGCCUCCAUCUGUUAGUUUGGUUGUGUUAUUGUGUGACUUUCAGUGGUGGAAGAAGUAAUCAGAUACUUUACAAAAGUAAAAUUACCAAACAAUAACACAAACAAACAAACAGAUCUAGGCUGCGGUGUUCCAACAGCUCCUUAUCUUCUGCUUGGUAAAAUUACUAUUUUUGUCAAUGGAGUCUGGUAGUGAUGUGUCUUGAGCUUAACUCAAGCCCUUACAUCAGUGUUGUUUGUUUGUGUUAUUGUGUGGUACUUUAACUUAUGUAAAGGAUUUGAAUACAGAAACAUGGGAAAACAAAAGCCAGGAUCAAAAAUACUGUAGUUAUCUUUUGAGCCUAAUGCCUACUAACAUACAAUGUUUAGUUUUUGAUUUAUAGAAUAAAAGUAUAGUGACUCAGGAAUAAGGCCUACAAAAUUCCAAAUACUAGUUUAACUGGAAUGCCUUUUAAAUUCACCUAAUAUAUUAUAAAACCUACUGUAGAUGCUGUUUGAGAAGACAAAGCAAAGGAGUGUAAAGGGUCAACACGUUCUCACGGCACUUCGUGAAAUGUGAACAAAAUUUAUCUAUUUGUGUACACGGACAUGAAGUUUCAAUUUUUUUAAUUUUUUAAAAAACUUUAAAAACUUUUAGAAAUUUUUUGAAUGAGGUGCUGUGUCUGUUGUUUAGGCCACAAAUUUAAAGUUAGUAGAAGACGGUGGUUUUGGUUAAUUAAACGUAUUUUGUCUGGAGUCAUCGUGAAAUUCAUCUGUAUUAAACCAGACCACUGCAAGAGUAAAAACCUUACCAUAAAUAAGUUUAAUAUUGCUGUAGUGACCAAACGUCACAAAUAAACCGUAUAAAUACAUUAAAUAAUUUACUGUAUUUAUCUGCAAUACUAAAAUAUUUCACUGUUACAAAUAAACACGAAAAAAAUUGUUAAAUUAAUACAAUAAUUUUAUAUAUGUAUUUGUAAUAAUAAAAUAUAAUAUCUUACUGUUACAAAUAAACAGGAACAAACACCUUAAGCUAAUACGAUAGUUUAGUGACGCAGUAUUUUGUUGUCAUGAAUCAACACAAAUAAAUACAUUAAAUCAAUACAAUAAUUUAACGUAUGUUCGAAACAAUAAAAUACGAUAUCUUACUGUCACAGAUAAACACGAAUAAUUACAUUAAUGUCAGAAUUUAAGGUAUUAUUUUGUAACAACAAAUAUGAUUUCUUAGUUUUAUGAAAAAACAUUAAUAAAUACAUAAAAUUUCUUUGCUAUUUUGCGAACUGCUGUUACCCUGGGUUUCCACAUGCAUUUGAAAGUUGUGUUGGGUGCCACGGGAAAAAAACAGCAAAUUCAGAAUUCGUGUCCGUGUACGUGAACUCAACAUAUUUUGUUACGAUUUCACGAACUUUCGUGAAGGUGGCUUGAAAAGGUACACCACACCUGCUGCGAGUACUGUUUGUGUCUGUGAACUGCUGCACAUGAAAAGUUUAAUAUUAGAUCAGUGUUAUUUUGUUUUCUAUUAUUUUAAUUUUUUAGUUUCUCACAGAGGUUUUGUUUAAGUAUGAACGUUGUCGGAUGGAGCUCUACAGAAAAACAUUUUAACCCAUCAUUUAAUUUCUAUGCUCGAGAUGCCAGUGACCAAAUUACUUCUUUUUCAUGUUGUUUUAUUUACAGAAAUAUUUAGGCAUUUGGGACAUUUUUAUUUUUUGUAGACUCAUCUAAUUGCUGUCUCAGCAUGGGAGACUAAAGUAAAGUCUUUGAAUUGAGCAUUUGUUGGCUUGCUGUUGAAGUAAUAUGGAAGGGUAAUCUUCAAAAUAGCAAGACUUUAUUUGUACAUUUUGGGACCCACUUAACAUUUAAAAACACCUUUAGGGGUUUGUCCUGAUGUAAUAAAUAUAACUAUUGGCAUACCAUAAUAUAUCCAUUGAUAGAGUCCAAUGAACCUAUGAAUCAAGUGACAAAAUGUUAAUUUCCAUUCACUGGUUUUGAAUAGAAAUUGAAAUUACAGCUUGCGGAACAGAAGAAAUAAAAUACUGUGACUGAAAACUCUAAAAAUGUAAUUUAGGAUUAAUAAAUCCAACAUAAUGGGGGUCAAUAUAUACCCAAAAUCCAAACCGUGCUCAAAUCUUUACCUCAAAAAUGCUUCUUUUAAAGAACUACACAACAUAGAUAAGUGAAACAAAAGUGGCUACCUAACAUGUAUUACUGCUCAUUCUAUUAGUACUUUAAGCUUUUUUAAUUGCAGCUGUGAUGAAUAUUUUCCUCAAACUCUGCUUGCCUGACAGUUGUUUUAAAUAUUGUACCGUACAUAAUAAACAGACACUUUAACUAUUCCUAUUUGUCACUGAUGCAGUUUCCUGUCUUUAACUGGUUAAAGGUGGAAAAAAUAAAACUCAACUAACAUGUAAAAUUGUUAAGAAAAAGUAGGAUCCAGUGUAAAGUGAAUAAUAUAUUUUUUAAUUUGACCAACAUGUAUUUAUGCUGUUUUAUUCAAAAGAUUUGACACCAUUGUGACUCCGUAUUUGUCGCCGAUCAGGCAGAACUGAUUAACACAGCGUUUCAUUUGACACGCAGUCUCGCUAUGAACUCUUAAAAAGAAAUGAAACAAACUCUUGGCACCUGUCCAGGUCAGGUGGGAACAAAAAGGAAGUGUUUGGGAGAUCCCUUUCCCUGAGCAGUGUUUUAUCUCACCCUGCCAGAACAUCCUGUACUUGAUCAGCGAGAGGUUUGCAGCCAGCCGGCCAGACAACUUUUUAGAAGUGCGUGACAAAUUCAGAUAAAACUACAGUAGAUGAUUACUGAUACCGCUCUAUCUCCACGCUCCCUUUCUCCCUCCCCCCCUUUUUUUUCUUUCACAAAUACGAAAUUAAAACUGGAGACUAAAUAGUGCCAGUGAAGUCAUGUGUGGCAACACUCCAAAGGCAAUCUCCGUGAACGGGAAGGAAAACAAGAAGAUUGCUUAUACGGAGUCAAGACUGAGCUGACAGAUCAUCAAACACAAACGCAAAAAAGCUGACAAUGUCACGGUCCAUAUGCAUGUUUCAGACAAGACGAGUUAUAGUUGCAGACAAUAUCAACCUUCAGACGGUUAUCGCUUUUGUUGCAUUACAGGAAGCUGCAGAAGGAAGCAGAUAUUUCUAAUAUACAGUGGUUUAUUUCCACCAAAUCAAGGCCAAUAAAACACGUAAAAAUUAAUGUGGCAGGCGAAGUAAAGCAGGUGCAUUAUAUGAGCUUGGUGGACGCAAACUAUACGAAGGGGCUGUGGAAUAAGCCCGCUGAGAAAGAUGAAAUAUUGCACAAAGAGGUGGUAAGACACAUCCUAUGUCAUUACAGCUUAGACCUGUCAAGACUGCAUUAACAAGAUUAGUACGAAUCUCCCUAUUUAAGCUCAUAUCCUGCAUUGGCUGAGGAUAAAACAUGUACGCAUAUGCACAACGGGAGCCUUCCUUCUGCUGCCCGAGUGCGAGUUGUGUAACUGAAGACAUAGCUGAGCUUAGACCGUGAGUGGAGGGGGGGGGGUUAUGCGGAGAUCUGAAUGAAUGUUUGCAAGAUUGUGCAGAUAUUCGGAGAGGAGGUUGCUGGCUGUUGAGGCCGACUGGUAGGAGAGUUUAGGAAUGAAAGAACAAUAGCUCUAAAAUGUCAGUGCAGGGCUUCAAGUCAUCACUAUCUCAGCUGGAUUCUAAGUAACGUCAAGGCCAGUCAGAGUCAAGACAACACUGACAAAAGCAGAUUGAGUAAUGGAGGUGAAGACAUGAACAGAAAGCUGCACAUUAACCUCUUCUGUCUGUGUAAUUAAUUUAAAACAAAGCAGGAAACUGUCCUAUAGCUCUAAUUUUCUGUGUGGCUCUUUGCGUCAUAUCAAUUGAGAAAAGCAGCAAUUUUACAGGAGCUGCUGCAGUACCACUGCCUCCAUCUGUUAGUCACACAAUUCAGCAACUCCUGAUUUCAGCUCAGUUAAAUUCCUGUUUUUGUCAAUGGAGUCUGGUACUGAUAUACGGCAAUAUUUCUGCUCAACAAAAAGGGAUAAAAAAGGUCUUUCUCUGUAAAAUCCAUAAUGUUGUAUGAGCAUCUACCUGUUGGUUUAUCAAGCUGCAGCCUUUAAAUUCUCAUGCAACCUGGGGUCCAUGCCUGCAUGUACAGACAUCAAGAUUAGAUGCAAUCGCACAGAGACAUACUAUAUGAUGCAUGUGAAUAAAUAGAAAAACACCAGAUAUUUAAGUAAAAAGCAGCUCUGAUUUCUGCAGCUGUGUCAACUGAGGUUUCUGAUUAAAGUGAGCAGGAGGGUAAUAAAAUCAUGUGGAGAGGUGAAGUUUGCACGACUGUAUAAACAAACACCUGUGCUCAUUUGGGAGGCACUUAUUUAGAGUGCUUCUACCGCGGGAAAAAAAUGCUGAAACAUGACUAGACUGGCCAGACAUUGGCCUGAAUCUGAUCCAGUAACUAAUUCCCAAUUGGCCUGGAACAAAAUGUACAGUCUCGGGGGGGAGCAAAGGGAUGUCUUAAAACUCCACAGUCAUUUACACUCAUGCAGGAGCCUGCUUGUUACAUUUUCUUUGUUGAUUUUGGAUCAACAUUCAUUUAGUUUAUAAGAAAAAUCACGUAAAACUUAAUUAGAAGUUACAGAUUACAUAAUGUAUUCCUCAUGAACAGCAAUAAAUCACAACGAGCGCACAAACACACUUUCAAACUUUAACAAGACAAAGGACAAACUGACAGUUCCUAUCAGAAUUGCACAGAUUUAAUUAUAGUCUCCAGUACCAUUAAUCAUUCAGUGCACACGGCCUAUGAUACUGUACAGUAUAAUCUCUAUGUAGUGUGUUAGAUUUGAUGAAUAUUUUUUUCUUGAUUUGGGAUUUGAAAAAAAAAAAAAAAAUCAAA